AAUCUCUACGAAAACGUAAGACGAGGCGGCGGUGGCGGAAGUCAAUCGUCUACGGAGAGUCGUCGUUCUAUAGCUGAUGACGCGCGCGUAGCAAAAAUGGGAAUAACGCAACCGCAAGCAGGAUUUUAGCGCAGUGGUUUGCGCUUGAGCGGUGGUGCGUGGCGUUCUUCAUUUUUCAGUAGAAGCAAAAUAGGCUCCCCCAUCCCCGUUUUUUAAUAUAACGAAGGAAAUCUGAAACCAGAUUAGUCACAUUUCAUUUAAACUGGGAUUUCUGUAUUUUAGAAAAGAAGUGUGUCCCCCACACAAACGACAGACACAAUGGUUGGCAAGCAAUUUUGUGUUACGUUUGAGCUCUGAAGGUAGAAGUUGAUGGUUUUUAUGUAGAAAUUUGGCUGGCAAUCCAAAUCGGACUGAUUCUCAUUCCAGCUAUCGGUAUUAACAAUUACUAUAUUACAGAGCUUCAUCGUCAGCCUUACUAUACUGUAUUUAGGAAACAAGCUCUGAAUUGACUUUGGCAGGAUGUUUUCAUCAUUUAAUAUGUUUUAUAUUUGUUAAUAUGUAAAAUAAUCUUAAAAAGAUUUAAACGGUAAUUUGUAAAAAUAUCUUCACGUGAAUUAAGUAUUAAGAAAAAGAAAAGUUAAUAUCUAUGGUAUUACAGUACUCUUAUUGCUUGCUUGAUCAACUUACAUACUGAAUCACAGUUCUGCUGUGCUCUGUUGGCAUAGGAAAGGGAAAAUAUAUUUUGACCAAGUUGUUUCCAAUAUUGUGAUCUCACAUUUUAUCUGUGACCAGUUCUAAAAAAAGUCCAACCAUCAGGGGAGCAUGUGUUCAUGUUUGGUAAUAUUUGUUUAUAUCAAUCAUUCUUCACAUUUUUCUUCCUCCACUGUUAGGGGUAGUAUGAAAAUAGGUCAACUUUCAAAGCAUACUUAAGUAUUUAUGAGUAGUGAACAAUGUGUAAUAUCUCAUUCAUGUAUUCUAAGCAGUAAUUGAACCCCUGAAUGAGAUUGUACAUCCUGAUCUGGAACUUAAUAUGGCUAAAAACAAAUGGAUUUGUUUCUACAUACACAGUACACAUAACAAUAGUUCUAUUUCCUUUUGGGAAAAACAAUUUUAUUUUAUUAAACAUUACAACAUUAAGUUGUUAAAACAGUAAGCUAAAGAAAUUAAGACAAAAGAUAAAAAGAAAACAGCAAUAAAGUAACAGUUCAGUGGUUCAACACUAUUCACUAUACCUCUGUUUACCUUUAUAGUAGAAUGCUACAUAAUUUUUCCCCAAAAUCAUUCCUGGUUACUCUAUUAUCACAAUUCCCUAGAGUGAAUGUGCAGUUGUUUGGUCUAAUAGUUAAGGCACCUGGCAAGAAACCAUGACACUGUGAGUUCUAGUCUCACUUUAGGCAUGAAAACCAGCUGGGUGACUUUGGGCCAGUCACUCUUUGUCAGCGCAAUCUACCACCCAGAAUUAUUGUUGGAAAAAUAGGAGGAAGGAGUGUGAGUUAUAUUCACUGCCUUGAAUUAUUUCUAAAAAUAACAAAAGUGGGAUAAAAUAAACAGAAAUUAUAAUUUUUAAAUACUUAACAAUAUUCAUUCAUCAUAUAAUGACAUCAGCUAUUGUUUUGGGCAUAAAUUCUAGCCCUUUCAUGUAUAAUUAAUCCUAUUUCCUUCUUUGCAUUCAAUUCUCCACAACAAUAUCAGGACUUCUGUAAUAUUCUUGUCUACUGUUUUCACAGAUGUAUAGCAUAUCCAUUUUUCUUUCUAUUUAUUAAUUAAUAUUCUUGACUAUUUACUUUUCCUAGGUCUCCAUCUUUAAUAUUGCUGGCUUCUCAUCAGGUGACCUGAUAGAUAUUGCCUUCUGUUACCCAUCAUGUUUUGGUCAAUUAGAGCUUCAGCAUAAUGUUUUUCAAUAAGAGAAAAUGUAGAUUUGUUACCAACCUUAGUUGUAUCUGUCCUAUGCAUAGCAUUCCCUGCUAAUGUUAAGGACAAUAGUAAUAGCACUUAGAUUAUAUACCGCUUCACAGUGCUUUACAGACCUCUCUAAGCAGUUUACAGAGUCAGGAUAUUGCCCCCAACAAUCUGAGUCCUCAUUUUACUGAGCUUGGAAGAUGGAAAGCUGAGUCAACUUUGAACUGGUGAGACUUGAACUGCUGCCAGCCGGCAGUCAGCAGAGGUAGCCUGCAGUACUGCAUUCUAACCACUGUGCUACCAUGGCUCUUAUGCUCAUUAGUUUAAUACAUUUUGGGCAGAAUGACCCAAAUAUAGGAAAAGCCCAAACAAGCAGGCUCACUAUUCUUUGCAAGAUGGGAACCCUAAUCUAGAGGCUAUCUUGAAAGCCAACAUACUGUUGCUCUCCACCAGUUACAUGUACAAUUGCACAUUCAGAACUUGUUUUAUACAAUGUAUUACAUUCUGGCAUUGCAGAAAUAGGAAAGCUAAAUGUUCAUUAUUAAGAAUACUCUAAUCUUCAAAAUAAUUGUUCGCUAAUAGAUUGUGGCAUUAUCCUGAAGCUAUAUAAUGGUAUACCAUUUAGGAACUGAAGAUGUUUGACUCCUUAGUUUUUAAGAAUUUAAAAGUGUACCCAAUAAUAUUUUCUCAAUUUCUUUAUAGGAAUUACAUUAAUAAACCAAAAAUGAGCAAUUUGGAAGAAGCUGAACUACAACUUUCUGAAUUAGAUUUACUUUCUAGUAUGUUUCCUAAUGAAGGUGAUUUUAAGGUGACUGAUCAGUUGGCUUUAGCAGAACUGAAAGAUUAUGCUGGAAAAUGUACUUUAGAAGUGCCAUCUUCGAAAAUACAAUUCAUCUUAUAUUUAGAUGUAGAAACUCCUGGUGAAAAUAAGGUACCAUUUUCUUUGUGCUGUGCUUUCCCAUUAAAAUAUCCAACUAUUCUUCCAGAAAUCACUAUAAGAUCUCCAUUAUUAAGUCGAUCACAGCAAGUUCAGAUGAAUGCAGAUCUCAUUACUUACUUGAAGAAACAUUGUGCUGGUGAUGUUUGCAUAUUAAAUGCAAGAGAAUGGGUUAAAGACCAUGCUGCCAUGUAUAUCAACAAAGGACCCUUGCCAUCUACUGUUGAGAAAUCAGAUAUUCAGAAAUCGGAAUGUAUUCUCACUAGACUCUGGAUUUACAGUCAUCAUAUUUAUAACAAACAGAAGAGAAAAAGUAUAAUUGAAUGGUCUAAGGAACUCUCUCUUUCUGGAUUCAGCAUGCCUGGAAAACCAGGCAUCAUUUGCGUAGAAGGACCACAAGAGAUGUGUGAAGAAUUUUGGGCAAGGAUAAGAAGAUUAUCAUGGCAGCGAAUUUUAAUCCGUCACAGAGAAGACAUUUCCAUAGAAGGGACUGAAGCCAACAUGGAGAAGGAAAAGAAGUUUUUGACUUUUGAAGAAAAAAUAUUUGAUGCACAUGGUGCUAGAGGGAAUCACAUGGAUUUGGGACAAUUGUAUCAUUUUUUAAUUGACAAGAGAUGUGGUGAAAUAUUUCAAUUGUAUUUUGGAGUUGAAGGACAAUAAGUUAAGGUGGGAAAAGCAAUAAGGAAAGGAUGUAGGUUUUUUUCUUUUUAUUUUAAUGAAAGAAUAGAAUUCUAAAAGUUGUAUUAUUUUAUACUUGAAAAAUAAAUCAAUGGAAUUGAAAUUGGAUGCCA
Messenger RNA from Crotalus tigris (Tiger rattlesnake), 3627 nucleotides. RefSeq names its product RWD domain containing 2B (gene RWDD2B). The record is from RefSeq and is a predicted model, not a curated record. Bases 2534 to 3496 code for a protein of 320 amino acids. Gene Ontology annotation, molecular function: protein binding. The transcript is spliced from 4 exons. Lineage: Eukaryota; Metazoa; Chordata; Lepidosauria; Squamata; Viperidae.